GGGGCCGAGCCGCCUCGGGAGCUGCUGCCGGAGCCGGCGCCCGCCAUGGGCGCGGGGCGCGGGGGGAUGCGCUGCAUCAAGAUCCUGCUCUUCAUCUUCAACCUGACCUUCUGGCUGGCAGGACUGGCUGUCAUUGCCUUCGGGCUGUGGCUGCGCUUCGGUGGGGCGAUGGCAGACUUUGCUACAGACAAGAAGUCCCCGGAGUAUUUCUUCCUGGGACUCUACGUGUUGGUGGGAGCAGGGGCCAUCAUGUCUGCAGUCGGAUUUUUCGGGUGUUGUGGAGCAGCCCGGGAGUCUCAGUGCUUACUUGGAGCAUUCUUUGCCUGCUUGUUGGUGAUAUUUGCAGCUGAGGUCACUGCUGGAGUAUUUGCCUUUCUAGGCAAGAAAGUGGCAAUACAGGAGGCCCAGAAGAUCUAUGAAGAUGCUUAUGAUGACUAUAUGAAAAACCCAGUGGGGAAGGUCAACAGUACCAUCUACCGCUACCACGUGGCUCUCCAAUGCUGUGGGAAAGGUAACGUGGAACAAGUGGCAUUACCCUGUCCAGAGAAUAUCCAGCUGCCAAAGAACUGCCUGGUUGAAAUUCAGAAUGUAAUUGAUACUAAUCUGCAUUUAGUUGGAAUUGUUGGAAUUGCAAUUGCUGGCAUCACAAUCUUUGGCAUGAUAUUCAGCAUGAUUCUGUGCUGUGUGAUCCGUAACACACGAGACAUGAUCUAAAACUUUCACUGCACAACUGGGUCCCCAGGAGUUCCAGACUAAGCUUACAAGAAGUGCUCUUCUACCCAAUUUAAUAAUUGUAAUGCAUUUUAAUCAGUGUUUUAACAUACUGAGAGGAAAAUAGCCCAUUAGGUGAUCAGGUGAAUUGUAUUAGUUAUAGUAAAACUGAAGUGAACAACAA
Messenger RNA from Empidonax traillii (willow flycatcher), 895 nucleotides. RefSeq names its product tetraspanin 2 (gene TSPAN2). NCBI's taxonomy places the organism in Eukaryota, Metazoa, Chordata, Aves, Passeriformes, Tyrannidae. The transcript is spliced from 8 exons. The record is from RefSeq and is a predicted model, not a curated record. Gene Ontology annotation, cellular component: membrane. The coding region runs from base 46 to 714 and encodes 222 amino acids.